Messenger RNA from Gastrolobium bilobum, 1590 nucleotides. RefSeq lists its product as uncharacterized. The transcript has 4 exons. NCBI's taxonomy places the organism in Eukaryota, Viridiplantae, Streptophyta, Magnoliopsida, Fabales, Fabaceae. Gene Ontology annotation, molecular function: DNA helicase activity. Bases 1 to 1590 code for a protein of 529 amino acids. The record is from RefSeq and is a predicted model, not a curated record. Gene Ontology annotation, biological process: DNA repair; telomere maintenance.
AUGCCUGAAAGUGCUCUUGAUAUUGAUAAAUUGAUUUCAGCAGAAAUUCCUGACAAGGAUUCCAAUCCUUUGCUGUUUCAAGCUGUCAUAAAUUACAUGAUACAUGGUCCAUGUGGUCCUGAAAAUUACAAAUUUCCUUGCAUGAAUGACGGACGGUGUUCAAAAAAAUUUCCAAAAAACUUUUUCUCCCGUACUUCUAUUGAUGAUGAUGGAUUCCCUCAUUAUAAGAGACGAAAUAAUGCGAGAGUUGUGAACAAAAAUGGUGUUGAAAAUGAUGCCAGAGAAGUACCCCCUGUUCAGAGAUUGCCAUUUCACCUGCCUAAUGAAAAGAACAUUAUUUUCAGUGAUAAUGCUUCGAUUUCUGAUGUCAAGACAAGGGCGGAGUCUAGACUAUCAAUCUUUGAGUCUUGGAAGCAUGCAAAUAAAAAAUAUCCAGAAGGUAGGCAUCUAACUUAUGCAGAGUACCCGACUGAAUUUGUUUACAAAGACCAAACUCAUGAAUGGAAACCUAGAAAAGUGGGAUUUUCAAUUGGGAGAAUAAAUCAUUUUUCUGCCAAUAAUGGAGAAGAUUCCUAUCUUCGCACGUUGCUUACUUUUCAAAGGGGGUGUACUAGUUCUGAAGAUCUUAGAACAAUCAAUGGCGUGUUUUUUCCUACAUUUAAGGAUGCCUGCUAUUCUUUGGAACUUCUAGAUGAUGACAAUGAGUAUAUUGAUGCAAUUAAAGAGGCAAGUUCAUGGGGUUCUGCUACAUAUCUUAGAUCUCUGUUUGCUCUAUUGUUAUUUGCCAACUCAAUGCACAGGCCUGAAAAAGUUUGGGAAGAGUGUUGGAAAUUUUUAUCCGACGACGUCCAUUAUCGGGAUAGGAAAAGAAUAGGGCGUCAAGAUGCACUUCUUACAGAAGAAAGUAUAAAAAACAUAACACUUGCUCAAAUUGAUAAGGUGCUGCAGAGCAAUGGUAAAUGCCUCUCUGAUUACCCGUCAAUGUCUCUCAUCACCAGUGAAUCGUUGCUUGAUAUGCAGAAUCGAUUAGUGGUUCAUGAAUUAAUGUAUGACAGAUUUUCAUUAGGAGAAGAGCAUGAAAGACUAUUUAAUUCCCUCACUGAUGAGCAGAGAGUUGUUUAUGACAAAAUCAUUUCGGCAGUUACAGCAGGAAAAAUAUUUAUUUGGAAUACUCUUUUAGCAUCUGUUAGAUUAAAAGCUGAAAUAGUACUUAAUGUUGCUUCUAGCAGAAUUGCUUCCCUUCUGCUUCCAGGAGGACGAACAACAUAUUCUAGAUUUCGUAUUCCUAUUCAGAUCAAUGAAGAUUCAACGUGUAAUAUAAAGCCAAAUUCUACUAUAGCAGAGUUGCUGUCAAAAACGAAGUUAAUCAUUUGGGAUGAAGCACCAAUGGUGCAUAGAUUUUGUUUUGAGGCUCUGGAUAGAACACUUAGAGUUGUCCUUAGAUUUUCUAACACGAGCUGUGUUGAUAUGCCAUUUGGUGGAAAAAUUGUUGUUCUAGGAGGUGACUUUCGGCAAAUAUUACCUGUCAUUCCUCAUGGCAGCAGAAAGAAGAUAGUAAAUGCAACCUGUCGCAACCGGAUCGCGACGUGA